Molecule: messenger RNA, 4117 nt
Organism: Sphaeramia orbicularis (orbiculate cardinalfish)
Lineage: Eukaryota; Metazoa; Chordata; Actinopteri; Kurtiformes; Apogonidae
Gene: nhlrc2
Product: NHL repeat containing 2
Exons: 12
Coding region: 2-2167 (721 amino acids)
Molecular function (GO): protein binding
Source: RefSeq, a predicted model, not a curated record
CAUGGCGUCGCAGAGCAGCCUCUCUACCUUAUUUCCUAUCCAAAGUCAGCUGGAUUACGCCCUAGAUGAUGCUGCGACACAGCAAGAGAAAGAAAAUCUUGUCUACGAGUAUUUGAAAAAACUAGAUGAGUCAGAGGAUCUGAAGAUACCCGAUUUCCAGACAGGCUUGGAUUGGCUGAACACGGAAGGGCCUCUGUCUGUGAACAAGGAGCUGGCUGGUAAAGUGGUGCUGCUGGAUUUCUUUACAUACUGCUGCAUCAACUGCAUGCACAUCCUGCCAGACCUGCACCAGCUCGAGAAGAAGCACUCUGUCAAAGAUGGAUUGGUUAUUGUUGGUGUGCAUUCAGCUAAAUUCCCCAAUGAAAAGGUCCUGGACAACAUCCGCAGUGCUGUGCUCCGCUAUGACAUCUGCCACCCAGUAGUGAACGACAGUGAGGCGUGUCUCUGGCAUGAGCUGGAAGUGUCCUGCUGGCCCACUCUGGUCCUCCUUGGACCACGCGGGAACCUCCUUUUCUCCCUGGUGGGCGAGGGCCACCGAGACAGGCUGAUGCUCUUCACCGAGUUGGCUCUGCGUUACUACGGCGAGCAGGGUCUGCUGCAAACACACACAGUGGGUACCAAGCUGCUCAAAAACACCCUGCCACCCAGCAUCCUGGCCUUCCCUGGGAAAGUGGCUGUGGACAACAGCAGCAAGAGGCUGGCUGUAGCAGACACCGGGCAUCACCGAAUCCUGGUGGUGUCCUCUACCGGGCAGCUGUUACACGCCAUAGGAGGGCCUGAAAAUGGAAGAAAAGAUGGGAGUCUAUUUGAAGCUUCCUUUAACUCCCCCCAGGGCGUGGCCAUAAAAGGAGACACAGUUUAUGUGGCCGACACAGAAAACCACCUGAUCCGAAAGAUCGACCUGCUGGAAGGGACAGUCACCACUCUCGCUGGAGUCGGUGCUCAAGGCACAGACAAAGAAGGAGGGGCCAUGGGACCUCAACAGCCAAUCAGCUCUCCUUGGGAUGUAACUCUAGGCACAGCCGGUGGUGUGGAGGAUAAUGUGCUGUGGAUAGCUAUGGCAGGAACCCACCAGAUCUGGGCUUUGUUCCUAGAUGAUGGAAAGCUGCCCAAAGGAAGUGAGUCUAAGGCUGGUACAUGUGUACGAUGGGCAGGCAGCGGCAGUGAGGAGAACCGGAACAAUGCUUACCCACACAAGGCAGGCUUUGCUCAGCCCUCGGGCCUGGCUGCAGCUCCAGAGGAGCCCUGGAGCUGCCUGUAUGUAGCCGACAGCGAAAGCAGCACCAUCCGCACUCUGGCACUGAAGGACGGAGCCGUCAAGUUACUGAUCGGGGGAGAGAGAGACCCACUGAACCUGUUUGCUUUCGGGGACGUAGACGGUAAGGGGGUGGACGCCAAGCUGCAGCACCCCCUCGGCGUUGCAUGGGCCCCUGAACAAAGCCUGCUUUAUGUGGCCGACUCCUACAACCACAAGAUCAAAGUGGUGGAUCCAAAGACAAAGCUGUGUAGCACUGUAGCAGGAACAGGAGAGGCAGGAGACAACCUGGGGCCUGAAUUCUGCAAAUCCUGCUUCAAUGAGCCCGGAGGAAUCUGCAUGGGGGACGGCGGCAAGCUUCUCUAUGUAGCUGAUACCAACAACCACCAAAUUAAAGUGUUGGACCUGGCCUCGAAGACGGUCUCACUGUUCCCCAUUUCCACGGACUGCACUGAUGCAGUACCUACAAAGUCUGCCAGUCCUGCCAAAGUACCCACACUGCCUAAGUCAGCUGCCAGGAAAGAACUGCCUCUGGUGGCAGUGUCUGCGGGCCAGACUCUCACCAUGUCACUCACCCUGUCGCUUCCACAGGGAUCUAAGCUCACUGAUGAGGCCCCGAGCUGCUGGGCUCUCUCAGCCGAGGGAAGCGAGUGGCUGCUCGACGGUCAACCACUCACCGGAGACAUCGUCGAUCUGUCAAAGCCCCUCCGCAUCUCAACCAAACUUCCACUCAUUACGAAGCCAAAGGACUCCAACGACAGCCCCCGCCUCACUCUGAGCGUAUGGGUGUACUACUGUUUGGAGGCCGGUAAAGCCUGUAUGAUGAAAGCGGCGUCCUUCACCCAGCCGCUCCACAUAAGUGUCAGUCCUGGAGACGAAGAAGUCACCGUAGCGUUUGCUCAUGCCUUCUAAGCAGCCUUUAUUAGCCACAGAAUCGGUUUCUAAAAGACCUUUCACUUCAGAUAAAAUCCAAUUCAUGCAAACUUGAUUUUCAGGGGAAUUUAGCUCCAAGCUACUCAAAAGCCUCUCCUGGGUAGAAGUAUACAGUACAUCAGAGCUGUAGUGCUUUUACUGGUGUGGCAGUUAUUGAUAAGAAUGCAAAUAGUAACAUCACUUAGCAUCUUUAAACAACCAAAGCCCAAUGCAGGUUCAGAUAUGUUUCUAUGAUAGUAUUUAAAUCAGUGUCCACAUACUGUACUGAGGGACUGUGAGAAAAUGGCUCCACUGGCCUGAGAGGAAAAGUUCCUUAACACAACCUUCUCACAUAUUACACACCGUCACUUCAUGCUCAAAACAACUGUUUAGAUUUAACGACUAAUAAAUUUUAAUAAUUUAACCAGCAGGCCAUGAUGUUAGUGUAAGCGUUGGAUAAAUAAAUAAACAGAUAUUCUGCCGUUUAACGAUGUUGUGGACUCAAGUAAGCAAAAAUAAAAGCUGAAGUUUUUGAUUGACUCCGUAUUCUCGCCUGAACUGUCAGAUGGAUCUGAAUUUCAAAGGCAAAAACCUUCAGAUGUUGUGAGCAAGAUAAUGUCUUCCACAACUUGGAAAAAAAAGUAACGACUCUUAAGAUUUAUGUCGCUCCGUUCUCCACAAAGGAUACUGCUGCAUUUCAUCUCAUGUGUAAUUACUUUUUUUAGUAACAAAAAGGAGAAGUUUAAUGACGCUGUGGAUUCAGACAGAUCUGCUUCAUUCAGAAUUCGCUGGCACCAGCAUGGCCUAUGAAUGUUAAUACCCAGUUACUGCCACUUCCUUAAAAUUAGUUUUGCAAACUUAAGAGCGACUCAUUUCGAUUAUUAGGAACCAAAAACUCUGAAAACUUUUCCCUAUGUCUGUCCAGAGAAAGAAGCAUUAGUGACAAAAUGUCUGAAAUGAUACGUAUUAUGCGGAGACUGACAUUUUUUAUGACAGUAAAUUAUAUAUUUAAGACGUGUCUAGCUCCAGAGUAUUCAUCUGCAUCUUCAUAAUUUUCCCAAUAGCAGUCAUGUGUGGGAUUGCUUGAGUUUACAGUCAGCCUUCGGGCACACUUACAGAGGCUUCAUAAACAUUUAUCUACUCUAGCGUCACCGCAGACCAAGUAGUCAUAUUUGUAUACCAAGUUUACAUUCAAGAUAAUCCUGCAAACACAAGACUCUAUUUGUUUCCACACUCCCUUUAUGACUGAUUAUGUGUGAGUGUGAUUAUUCACGGCACAAAAGCCCUUCUGAGUUUGACCAUAAUACGUUCCUGUUAUCUAUGUAAUGAAUAAAGUGCCUGUUUUCGAUAAGGGGGAGCGACCCCUUGCGAACCGAUAACACGGACUCACUGCUGCUUACACUGCUCACUGUGUGUUAUUGUAUGAAAAAAAAACAAAGUCUUUAAUGUUUCUUUUAUUAAGAUCUCCUUUGUCUGCCGUUUAUGCACAUCAUCUCCACGCCACAAAGGGACUCUAAUAUAAAAGAGAUACUCGGAUAAUGAGUUACUGUUAUACAAUGUGCGUUUUGUUGUGUAAUAUGACACUACGGAAGCUGUAUUGUCAUUUUUCUGAUAGAAGUUGUGAACUGUUGUCAGAAAUGGGCCUCAGAGUGUUUUGAUUAUGAUUUAUUUCAUCAUGCGCGGGCCAGACUGUUUUCAUUUGAUGCGGAUCACAUGGCCCAAGUGCCUUGGAGAGACGGCGAUCUGAACCACUGAUCCUUUCACUGUAUGAAAAAGCAAUAAUAUAUUUCUAUAAUGGGACGCAUUUUUAUUCCCACAAGUUAUUUAUUUCAAAUGGCCUGUUUAGCCAGUGUAUUUUCUGAGCUGUUUUCCCUCUGGCAUUUUUAAUAAACAGUAAUGAGCUUGAGAGGUUGCUAAUGCACAUUAAAUUCCACUGUUUUUCAAAUCUCA